Messenger RNA from Adelges cooleyi (spruce gall adelgid), 1064 nucleotides. Its product is annotated as arrestin domain-containing protein 17-like. Gene Ontology annotation, cellular component: cytoplasm. NCBI's taxonomy places the organism in Eukaryota, Metazoa, Arthropoda, Insecta, Hemiptera, Adelgidae. Gene Ontology annotation, biological process: protein transport. The record is from RefSeq and is a predicted model, not a curated record.
AUUGUAAAUGUAAUACAUUUAGAAGAAUCACAUUUAGAAAAAGGUGAACACGUUUAUCCGUUUAAUAUCACGUUACCACGUCAAUUGCCUUCUACCUACAAUGGUGAACAUGGCAAUAUAUACUAUGAAGCCAAAGUUACAAUUCAUAUACCACGGGGAAUAGAUAAAACAAAAAGCGCAUUUCAAGUGAUUUCCCCUGUUAAUUUAAAUGAAGAACCAAAUGUAUCGGAACCAAUUAAAGAAGAAAAAAAAAAUUACUAUUCUUAUUGUUGUUGUUGCAAGUCUGGUCCAAUGACUCUUGCUGUUUGUUUGCCCUAUUCCGGUUAUGUGCCUGGACAGAAUAUACCAAUCACUAUAGAGUUGGAUAACAAUAGCAAUGUUAGAGUCGAAACUGUUAAAGUGAAAUUAGAAAAAGAAAUAGCUUUUAUACCAACCCGUCCGUACGGAUCAAUGGAGAAAACAAAAUAUGAAACGGUUGAGCUGACAAAAUUAAGUUUAGAUGGUGUAGAAAAACGGGGUUCUAAAACUUGGACGGAACAAUUGUCAAUUCCUAAUUCGUUGAUUUUGUCAAAUCUAAAAUAUUGUGACAUUAUAAAAGAAAAAUAUUUUUUAAAAAUUGAAUCUUGUGUUGGUGGCAUGCACGAAAACACUAGAUUGUAUGUAAAUAUCACAAUGGGCAACGUUCCGUUAACAACAGCUCAAGAUGCACCUCAGUCCAAUCAUCCCGGUCAAGGAACAGUGCCGCUUGAUCGAUAUCAGCCUGAUCCAACUCAUACAAUUGGUUCAUCCACCGUCUGCAUACCAUCAAACUCAACCGCCUUAUCCAAACGUAAACAUGCAACAGCCACCGAUCAUUCCAACUUUUCAAUAGCCACAUCCACAUCAUGCCAACUGCACGUGGUUCAAAUGGAGAAGCAUUUUGUGAUUGAAUUCACAGUCUUUUCCACAAUAGCCUAGUUAUUACUAAAACAAUUCUGGUUAUUACCAAGUCCGUUAAGGUUUUCUGCGAUUAUUUAUUUCUAUUGUACUUUAGAUAACUGUAUAAAAUGUAUUUUUAAUACAUU